Pimephales promelas (fathead minnow) is the source of this 1755-nucleotide messenger RNA. RefSeq names its product empty spiracles homeobox 1 (gene emx1). Gene Ontology annotation, molecular function: DNA-binding transcription factor activity, RNA polymerase II-specific; RNA polymerase II cis-regulatory region sequence-specific DNA binding. Gene Ontology annotation, cellular component: nucleus. Gene Ontology annotation, biological process: brain development; neuron differentiation; central nervous system development. NCBI's taxonomy places the organism in Eukaryota, Metazoa, Chordata, Actinopteri, Cypriniformes, Leuciscidae. The record is from RefSeq and is a predicted model, not a curated record.
CGCCAAUGAGUGGCAGUCUCACACGACACUGUGACUGUGCGGCGUCCCUCAAAUCCAAAUCCAUGGGUCUCGAGCUUCUAUUCUCACUUUUUCUUUCAUGAUUUAUGGACACUCGUGGAUCGAUGGAUUACACGGCAAUUGGCAAAAGUAGGGAACAUUAAAGUGUUUUAUAUUUAGUUUGUGUCUGACUUAAAUAUUGCUGCUGAUAGAGGUCACUAAAGGAGUUGUGAAAGGACGUAAAGGCGAACCUCAUCAGUUGGACUGUACUGGUACCGUCACGGACAAUGUUUUCGGCAACGGGGAAGCGCUGUUUUACCAUUGAGUCUUUGGUGGCGAAGGAAACCCCUUUAACACCAGAAGACCCCAUUCGCCCCACCGCCCUAAGCUACUCGACGCCUGCUGACAGUUUUCUUAACGGGUAUCAAAGCCCCGCAGGCCGCGCGCUCUAUCCAAACCCUGAACUGGUGUUUUCGGAGACUGUGAACCACGCUCCUCUUAGCAUGCACCCACACUCGCUCGGCAGCACACACCUGCAGCACCCGCACUUCUUUGGCACGCAGCACCGUGAGCCACUCAAUUUUUACCCGUGGGUCUUAAGGAACAGGUUUUUUGGCCAUCGAUUUCAAGGGAACGACGUCUCACAGGACACGCUGUUACUACACGGCCCUUUCGCGAGGAAGCCCAAACGGAUCCGCACCGCGUUCUCGCCCUCUCAGCUCCUGCGCCUGGAGCGCGCCUUCGAGAAGAACCAUUAUGUAGUCGGAGCCGAACGGAAACAGCUCGCUAACAGCCUCAGCCUGUCUGAGACUCAGGUGAAGGUGUGGUUUCAGAACCGCAGGACCAAGUAUAAGCGACAGAAGCUGGAGGAAGAGGGCCCGGAGUGCACACAGAAGAAGAAGGGAAGCCACCACAUUAACCGCUGGAGGAUUGCCACCAAACAGAACGGAUCUGAGGACAUAGAUGUCAUGUCUGAUGCCUAAGACCAACCUAAACACUGCCCAAAUGAACACACAAGACCAAGAAAAGCACUAUUUAUUUAAUGUUAUCAGUCAUGGCAUUUCAGAUUCUAAUCCUAACUGCAGAGGACCUGACCAUGUGUUAUGGAUGAAUUAAACCAGUCAGGAAGUAAUCUUAACCCAGGACUGAACACUAUAGUUGUUUAACAUCUGCUGGAAUCUAAUGUUUGAGACAUGCCUCACCUGUAAGAAGAAAUCAUUUUCUUUCUCUCACUUUUUUUUUUUUAAUUGUAUUUAAAACUAACAAUUAAGUUAAGUUGACAAAUUUUAAUUCUGAUUAUUUUGUUGUUUCUGUGUUGAAAUGCUUUAAGACAUGCUAAUGAAAUUGAGGGCAGUUUAUAAUAAUUAUUUUAAAUGCAACAAACCUGAAAUAAGUUAAGUAAUGUGAGGAAUCAGUUUACCAGCCAGUUUUAACAUGAGCCAUCUUGUACGGCAAGGGUGUAUGUGUCUGUGUAAAUAAUGGUCUCUGUAUCUAAAAAAGUGUAGGAAUUUGUGUUAAAGCGUUUGACUGUGUGUGCGCGCGUGUGUAUGUGUGAGUAAUUUGCUUGCUGUCAUUCAGCAGGCCUACUGGUAAAUACAGGCUGAUGUAUGCAGGUCCUUGAUCAUUCUACUGGAGUCAUAAACAAAUGAAUGUUUGCCAAUUUACACAUUAGCUUCUUUAUAGUGUUCAUUCACCUCUACUUUUCAAGAAAAACAUGAUCAAAAUGUCCAAAAUUAAUAAAGAUGUUUCAGAGACAAA